Molecule: messenger RNA, 2681 nt
Organism: Lycium barbarum (goji berry)
Lineage: Eukaryota; Viridiplantae; Streptophyta; Magnoliopsida; Solanales; Solanaceae
Exons: 7
Coding region: 100-2106 (668 amino acids)
Cellular component (GO): nucleus
Molecular function (GO): zinc ion binding
Source: RefSeq, a predicted model, not a curated record
UUGGGGACCGAACGAAAAAAGAAAUCCUCCCCAAUGACGGUCCAUACACAUUAAAUAUAAAUUGGCGCCUCUCUCUCUCUCUCUCUACAGACGCAGAAUAUGGCUGAAAAAUCAGAAAAGCGAUUUGAAGAUGCCAUGGAUAAGCUCUUUCGUACUCCUCUCAAAUCUAAACCCAAUUCCAGUGCAUCUGGAGUUCAAUUGUCAAGAGGCAAAAAACGCCCGGACAUGUCAUCAAGUGGAAAAGUUAACAGGCACAACUUAUCAGCUACUAAAGGUACAGGGGAAGCUCGACCAUGGGACAGAGAUGAUUUGUUUAGAAGGAUAUCUACUUUUAAGUCUAUGACCUGGUUUGCUAAACCACAGGCAAUCAGUGCUGUUAACUGUGCUAGAAGGGGUUGGAUUAAUGUAGAUAUGGACACCAUUGCCUGUGAAGCAUGUGGAUCACGAAUGCUCUUCUCUACUCCGCCAUCUUGGACACAACAACAAGUUGACAAAGCGGCCUUGGUGUUCAGCUUGAAGCUAGAUAGUGGACACAAGCUACUUUGCCCUUGGAUCGAUAAUGUCUGUGAUGAAAAACUAGCAGAUUUUCCACCUACAGCUACUGCUGUGCUCGUUGAUCAGUAUAAAAUGCGGCAUUCUGUUCUAUCACAGCUUGCUGCUCUUCCCGUGAUUUCACCUAAGGCCAUUGAUUUCUUGAGAAGCCCUCAGUUGGAACAAUUUCUACGAGAAUCUUUGACUGUGGAACGUAAUGAGUCCAUGGAAACUACCCAAGAAGAAGACACCAGAAAUGAACCCGUUUCAGUGUCUUGUCUCACAUAUUAUCAGGCACAAAAGCUCAUUAGUUUAUGUGGCUGGGAACUCCGCAGACUGCCAUAUCUAGUUGACCCCAAGGAUCAGCUGAAUCAAUCUAGUAAGGAUGCCAAUGUCUCAGAUAAGUCUAUGUUGAGCGGAAAAAGUCAGACUAUUACUGUCUACAGUUCAUCUACUGAUAAGACUUCUGAGAGCAAGCCAGCUGAUGACAGUCAAGCUUCUGAAGAAGCAAUCAUCAAUCCAUAUUCUGUUGUUCUGGACUGCAGGCUUUGUGGGGCUUGUAUAGGUCUAUGGGAUUUUCCCCUGGUUUCUCGGCCUUUGGAAUUUCUACGAGUAAGUGGAUACACACAGGUGAACAAUGAUCAUAUCAGUCACACCGAUGGUGGUAAAAACCUUCUUUCAGGCAACAGUGAUCGUGAUGAGAAUAGAGAACGCAUAGGGCACGUUGCAACUCCUGGUGACACUACGUUAGAUAGAACACCACCAAAUUUAAACUUGACGAUUGCAGGUGGUCCUCCUCCAGCAACACAUAAUUAUAUGGCGAAAAUAUCUCUGCCAAUCAUUGGACGGAAUUUGAGAGCAUGGUUUAUUGCUGAAUCUGAGCUUAAGGAUGAUUUAGUAACCAAGAGCUCAUCUGGUGUAUGCAAAAACCCGGAGUUUCUUGCAGGAGAAAAUACUGAGGAAGGAACUUCAUUGUCUACAUCAGAAGUGAUUACAGAAGCUCCACCAGAAAACAGCCAGGCUGCAGCACAAGUUUCUGGUAACACCACUGAAAUGGCUGAUAAUGCAGAAAGUGUGAACAAGGUUGAUCCAGCAGUCACGGAUCAUUGUAAGGACAAGGCUGGAAAUGAUUUUGGAUCAAGUGGCAAGGAUAGUGUCGCAAGUCGUGUAGGGGGAAGUGGUGAGAGCAGAGUGAUGGUUGAGGUUAACAAUUUUACACAAGGAGGGGAGCAAGGCAAUGGGAAUGAUGUUGUUAUGGCUGGAGUGCGUCCUCUUAUUCAUGACAUUUCACCUAGUCGAGGGAAGGAGUUGCAAAUUCUAUCCGUAGAUAAAGCUUUGGAGUUUGAUCCCUUCAGGCUGCACAGAUACUUUUGCCCCUGGAUUGCAUCUAAUGGUGGCUCUCCGCCAGGAUGGGAACAAACAUUAUCUGCUUUAGAGCGUCAUGAGGAAUCUUGUUCUCCUUUGUCCAGUUAUGCUCCAUCUUCCUUGAUUAAGGUGGAUGAUCCCGUUGCUUCAGUGCAAAAGCUUUUUACAUCUCCAACGGCCAAACGAAGGAAGCUUGUUCGUCCAAGUUAAUUCAACAAAGUUAUCCAUGUGAUGGAGUACACCCCAUGUUUCACGAGGAAAAUGACUUUCGCCAAGCAGACUGGGUGAUGAGAUUACCUUCUCAGUGGAGACAGUUUCUGCGUCUUAUUGCCUAUAUUUUACCUGGAUGUCACAACUGUGAACUUUUGAAGAAUAGCUGUAGAGGAUGCACCUCUAUUCUAGAAUUGUCAUAGUGGCUAAUUAGCAUGACAUUGUUUGAUAUGAUUUCUCCAAAGUGAAAUUAUUGAUUACUUAUUUGGAGAGGGUUGUAAUCUGCUCUUUUUGACAGAUAAAGUAAACAAGGGGAAGACACUGUAAUUGUUACCAUUGAUGUAAGCUCUCGGACGAGAGGUAAAAUUGCAUGGAAUUUUUUGGUACAUGAGUUUUGUACACUUUUAGCUGAACAGUUCUUCCUCUUAACAGAAAUGAAAGGACAAAAAUCUCUCAACUGCAUCUUUGAUCAUUCCAUCAAGCCGCAAUUUGUUAUUUUCACCUUUGAGUAAGGUCUGUUGAAGCCUCUCUCUGCAACUACAGCCCUUUUAUCUCCUAUCAACUUGGCUGCCCUG